Molecule: messenger RNA, 1411 nt
Organism: Sclerotinia trifoliorum
Lineage: Eukaryota; Fungi; Ascomycota; Leotiomycetes; Helotiales; Sclerotiniaceae
Source: the annotation of a GenBank genome assembly
CCCCAACCCCACUUCGCCCAUUUCAUCUUUCUGGAACGUUUAAAAAGUAUUCCCAGGUGAUGCAUAGAAAAGAAGAAGAAGAAGCAAAAUCAUGUCAAGAAGUACAAGGCUUUUUUAUGUAUCACACACACAAUACCUGCUACCUACCUAUCAUCAAAAGUCAUAGUCAUACAUACCUAUCCAUUCAUCCUUCGGUCAAUUACUUAUUGCCCAAUCAUGUUAACUCCUGAACAUGAAGAACAGCUCAAGAAGCUUAAAGAGGUGAGGAUCUUCUCUGUUACUGUCAUCAAACAUCUCUUGAUAUGUUGAAGCUUACAAUGUGAAAAUAGCUUCAAGCCUUAUAUGCCGAACAUGCAGCUGCGCAAAAUCAGCAAGACCAACAAGAUGGAAUUUCUCGUCCAGAAAGUAGAGAUUCUGCUUCUUCCGACCCUAUGAUCUUUCCUGGCUUGUAUUCUCCCAGUGGCUUUGAUUUAUUGCAAAUUCUGGUAUGUCUCAAUUCCAAUCCAAGCUUUGAUUGCAUUUGCUUUUGAGGCCCUCUCAGACUGCAUUGAUAUUAAUGUCGCAUAGUAUCAAGUUCAACGUCGACCAAAUCCUACAUAUGCCUUGGGAAAUAUCGAUAGCGGAGUAGCUCUGGUUCUAUGUGAUUCUGCACGUCCACAUUGUCCUAUCGUUUACUGCAGCGAACCAUUUCAGCUUUUAACAGGUUACUCCCAAUCGGAAAUCAUUGGCAAGAAUUGCAGAUUCCUUCAAAAUCCAUACGAUCCCAACACGUUCGAAAUUCUCGGUAAUGCUCCUACGACCAAGGGUCUUCAAAAUCCUACAAAUGAUCCAAAUUCCAUGGCGAAAUCAACAAUUCGAAAGGCUUUGGAAUGUAAUUUGGAAGCUCAGGUUACUCUUAUUAAUUAUCGAAAGAAUGGAGAGAGAUUCCUUAACGUUUUGACAACGGUUCCCGUUAAAUGGAGGACAAUGGAGGGAGAGGAAAAGAAUUACAUUGUUGGAUUUCAAGCCGUGGCUCCUCCUAUGUUUAGAACUCCAUUUUCUUGAGGAUCUACUGGAGACUUUACACUAUUAAUCUGGUUGGUCUGCCCAACCAAUUUGAUGCAACCUUCAUUGGACUUGAUGUUUACAUAUCCUCUGAUUGGUACUGGCAGGGAGGGAGGAAUUCUCGUAUUUUCAGACUUUGAGCAUAGGUUAUUGGAUGAUACCCCCAAUUUCUAACAAGAGAUCUUGGGCAUUAUUAGAUGGUCAUUCGAGGAGUAUAGGAGCAAAGCAUUAGGUCUGGAAGGGAUAAUACAUAUGGGAUGGUACAGCAUGGCGCUGGUGGUUCUUUGAUUUAGUAGCUUAGGCUAGGUUUAGUCUGGGCUUUUGGAGUUUUGGCUAGGUGUCGUCUGUUGAUAUGGGAUGAGAGGGU